UCCUGCUCACAAUGACAAAUGGCACGUGCUAAAAUUAUCUAUUGCAUUCGUGUGGGAAGCAUACAAAGCACCCAUAAGGAUAUAAAAUUUAAGGUAAAAACAUUAAAAAAUGCAGUCCUGCUGGUGAAAAAGAUGAGAAAUAAUAACGAUAGAAGCUAAAAUGCGGCUAUCCUUUUUGCGCCGUUUCCUCGAACAGAGCGAAGAGAUUUCCAUUGGUGUUAGUGAUUUUGUGCAUAGAUAUGUACCGUCGUUAUGUCACACACCAACACGCAUUCAGACUGUCGUAACAGUGCACGGAAAACAGAGCUAGUUUUCGUCGGUCCAGUGUCAGUGUUCAUCCUGUAUGCUGCUCGUCAAAACAAUGCUAGCUGUUUGCUACUAAAUAUGGCCGUCUAGGGUUGGUUCCACCCCGACUCGUGUGAAAUGUGCUUGUGCUCAAAGGAUGUGUCCUGCCCGUGCGGCGACAUGAAAGUGUUGUGAAAUAAAAUCAUACUAAUAUUGUGGAAAUUGAUGCUUAUUUCGGAGAGGGGUUGUUAAAGUGAAGGGAACUAAACGUGAAGAUUUGCACAGAAGCGGAGCUGUCUUUCAGUUAUUAUUGGUUGACAAACAUAAAUCCUCCCACCGUUCCACACAUGUACCGCUGUGUAUUGUGUGUGUAACUAAAGGGGAAAAAGUGAAAUAAUUCGACAAACGACAGAAUAAGCUUCUAAUGUUGUUGAUGGUAACACCGGAGGCUACGUUUGCUAAUAUUUGGCCUAACACGACGACCCCACGAUCUACGGGUUAAAUGUCAACCACAAUGCCGCAAAGCAGAUGGAAGUGGACUGCCGUGUUGAAAGGAUAAAACCGAACGGCCCAUCACUCGUGUACCAUCCCGGCCAUCAGGACACCGCUAACGAGACAUUGUCCUCACGAAUGUAUCGCUGUGCGUUCGUGUGUGUGGGUGCAUGCAACCAUCAGUUCACUAUCAGAGGACUCCUUCCACACGGCGUCAUUGAUUGAGUCUUCGGUAUCCUUGACUCUCCACACGUCACGACACGUUGCGACCCAAGUUUGCUGCCGGUGGUUUCGUUCGCUAAGACACCGUCAGACAUCGGACACAGAGAAGGAAGGUAUAAUCCACGCCACGCCGAUUGAAGUGAUAGGAAGCAGCAGCAGUAGCGGCGAUGUCCUCCCGUACGAAGCGCAUGAAGAAAACGUCAUGGGGAGCGCGGGAGCGAGCGGGCAUGAGCUUCCUGAUUGUCGUAGCGUUCUUCGCCGUCUUCGGGCUGAUCAUCCUGACGGAGGUGCUCAUGAUAGAUGACCGGGGCCGGUCGGGUAGCAUCAUCGUGCGGCACGGCAGCAAUGGAGGCCGGUUCGGUGAAUCUGUCCCGGACUAUGACGACGUGAAGGAUGACUAUCUAGACGACACAGGAAUCUUCGUGCGGGAGACCAAGUACGGCGGUGCAGCUGUGAAGAACAUUCUUAAGAAUCAAAAAGAUCUGAAAAACUCUAUUGGCAUAUCCGUGCUAACAGAUUCGGCCGAGCCGCGGAACCCUCCCGUUGUGCCUUGGGGUCAGAUGUUGCCAUCGAAGAUCGAGCAAACGCUGCCCCGCUUUCCGGCCGACAUGAAGCCAACGGACGGCUCGUGGGAGAUAGUUAACGGUACAAGGUACAAGUUUUUUGUGUUUUCCGCCUUUUAUGAUCGACGUGACGGCAAGCUGGUGCGUGUUAUUGGGGCAACCAAAACACGUGGUCCGGAAAAAGUAUGGUGCCGGUUUUGGUACCAAACUGGGGUAAACAGUACGAAAUAUCGAUCGGCUUCGGUGAUGGCACGCGUGAAGAUCAUUCGAGAGAACUGGAAUCUUAAAUAUAGCGCUUGCUUUAUCCUGUGUCCCAUAAGGGGACCGUACCCAGAAAUUCCUCACGCUGUGAGUGUGGUUAGUAAGAUAAGAGCGGCCCCGGGCAACGUACUUUUGCUGCGGAAUACAGACAACGAUCCUGAUUUUACAAAUCGCACAUUUAGCAACAUCCCAAACAGCAUCGGGGUAUGUGUAAAACCCUUACAUUUCAACUAUGAUCAGGCCCUGUACUUGUUGGAGUUUCUGGAGCUCAAUAACUUGCUGGGCGUAAGUCACUUUACUUUCUACAACCACACGAUUGGGCCAAAAGCGUCCUGCGUGCUACAACAUUACGUAAAUGGCGAUCUGCCACAGCACAUCGUACCGUACGAGGAUGCUAGCCCGGCAAAGGCACGCAACAGCUCAAUGGUCGAUACGACCGAUGCUUCUUAUCACAUGCCUACCAAAUACAAUGAAGACAAUACUGCACAACUAAAGCCAAAAAUUACUGUAAAUAUUUUGCCAUGGAAUUUACGAAUGCGUUCCCAAAAAGAGAUUCGUACCGAGGGGCUAUUUGCAUCACUCAAUGACUGCUUGUAUAGAAGUAUGUACAGAUAUUCACAUGUUGCUUUGAUUGACUUGGACGAGUUUAUCAUACCGCACCACAAUGACACUUUGAUCGAUCUCAUCACAUGGUUGUCGAAGCGCAUCAAUAAUCGCAACACGGGAGCGUAUUCUUUUCAGAACGCAUUUUUCUAUCUACAAUUUGCUGACGAUGAGCACAUGUACACGGCAUCAGACAGACAGGCACACUUGCGGGCAGCGCUGACAACGCAACGGAAGACUCGCCGAAGAUCGAAACUGCAUCCACAGAAACAGCGGUCGAAAUACAUCUGCAAACCGGAAGCUGUCAUCGAGGCAGGGAAUCAUUUCGUGUGGGAGUUUUGUCCGGGUCGAGGGUCCUUGAACGUUCCGGCGGAUGCAGCUAUUUUGCAUCAUUACCGGGUAUGUGAAUUCGGUGGAGAUGAUUGCAUUAAAACACCAUCGGUCGUCGAUCGUACCGCUCAUCGCUAUUCUAACCGCUUGCUGGAUCGAGUGGGAACGGUGUACAACUACCUAAAGGAUGUCUGUAGUUUACCUGAUGUUCCUAGGGCACCUACAAAGCCGCCUCCAACGCGCAAAAAAGAACUUAAAAUAAGAAUUCCACUCAAACCGGAAAACGAUAAGAAGCCGGCGGAAACAACCAAACCCCAUCCAAACGGGAUUAGUAACAGCGCAAUAACACAGCAAUCGGCGACCGUUCCAAUGGAAGUCAUUCUCAAGACUCGUUAAGGAUGAACAUCAUAACUAAGGGAGUCGAAACAUGGGCAAAUACUCAUUUAAUGAUUUUUAUAGUUUGCAAUAACUUUAUUAGUUUCCUUAAUCUAUACAGCCUAGAAUGAAAAGUGACAACAGAGCUGACAAGGAUUGCGUAGCGAAAUUCCGAACGUUAUUGUAUUUUGGGAUAGUUUGCAUAAAAUAUGGUGAGAGAAACACCAAUGUGACUCCAAUGUGCUAGAGUACACGAUUUAAACACAGAAAAGCGAAACCAAUAGGUAUGAUGUAUGAAAUUAUUGCUUCCUUCUAGUUUUCUAUUAUUAAUGUUAGUAUGUUUUAGAACGAUCUCUCAAAAUAUGUUUUUUUUUUAAUUAGCAAACAAGAAUCUUUACACUAUUGGCGAUUGCUUCAAUGAGUACAUUUAAAAAUUGGCCCUAAAAGUUCCUUACACGUUUGGUUUACCGUUUGUCAUCUGCUGACCGUAUAUUCCAGUUAGCUGUCAUACGUUGUACACCUUGUUACAGUAGCAUAACCAGUUCCUUAUAGUUUCAAAACGUUCGAGCUGAUUGACUCGAAGUAGCAAACUAACAAAUACGCAGCAUAGGAGCAAACGAAUUUUCUAACUCUUCCAUUUGUCACCAUUCGCCGAUCGAGAAUAUCUUCGAUUGGAGAUAAUUUUGCACACACGCUAUUAGUGCAACAGACUCUAGAAAUAAUAACGACGCUGCCCUACAAAGCGGGAAGCAAGUUAUCAGAGCUACUAGAAGCAACUGUAAUG
Messenger RNA from Anopheles merus, 3915 nucleotides. RefSeq lists its product as uncharacterized. NCBI's taxonomy places the organism in Eukaryota, Metazoa, Arthropoda, Insecta, Diptera, Culicidae. The transcript has 11 exons. The record is from RefSeq and is a predicted model, not a curated record. Bases 1167 to 3152 code for a protein of 661 amino acids.